GCCCCCCCGCCCCCGCCACACACACACAAACUGGUAAGGCCCCGGUGAAGGGUAUAUGGGUGUUCACAGUACUAUUUUUUCUUUGAACUUUUCUUUAAAUUUUUUUUGACAAAUUUUAGGUGGAAAGAAAACAACCGCCCCCCGCCCAUGCCAUGGAAGGAAAAUGCUGGAGGCCAGGUGCGGCGCUGAGCUGUCCUCGCCUCAGAGCUCACCUCUGCAAAAUGGUCGUCCCCCUGAGAGGUCCUUGUGAGAGGCCUGGGGAGAAUAAAGAUCUGAAGGAAGAGGCGAUAGCAGCCGCAGGGUGUUUUGCAGGGAUCCCGGAGGCCGACAGUUGUUCAGACGCAGAUUUGGACUCUGACCCGGAGACAGAAGACUCCCACAGACUUAGAGAACCAGUCAGGGAUGUCUUCUACUUGGGGUCUUGCCAGACCCAUAGCAUUGUGCCCACCAUCUGUUUUCUCCACCAAGGGUGUGCAGAAUUGAAGCUGAGGCAUCGUGGUCUGGGACCCCAGGGGGCACAGGCUCUGGCUUCCACAUUGACCUCCAAUCCCUACAUUAAGCGACUGGAUCUUCGGGACAAUGGGCUCUGUGGGGCUGGUGCAGAGGCCCUGGCAGAUGUCCUCAGCAAAAACAGAAGCAUAUGUGAUGUGGAUUUGUCGGAGAAUCAGCUUGGAGUGGCAGGAGCACAGGUCCUCUGUGCUGCCUUCAAAGUGAACCAGGCUGUGCAGAAGAUACAGCUGGCAGGGAAUGGCCUGGAGGAGAAGGCAGCCCAGUACCUUGCUGAACUUCUGCUGGUCCACACGGGCCUGAAAUCCCUGGAUGUCAGCUAUAACCAGCUGAAUGACCAAGCAGGAGAGACACUUGGACCUGCCUUGGCAGAAAACCCAGGACUAACAGAACUUAACAUAAGCUGGAAUCACCUCCGAGGUCCAGGAGCCAUAGCGUUUGCCAGGGGACUAGAGGCAAACAUCUUCCUGAAAGUCCUAGACAUCUCUUUUAAUGGUUUUGGAGAUUCUGGAGCCUCUGCAGUGGGUGAGGCCCUCAAGGCCAACAACGUGUUGGAGGAACUCAACAUGAGCAACAACCGAAUCUCUACCAUGGGAGCCCAGAGCCUGGGAUUGGGUCUCCGGGUCAACCAGACAUUGAAGAUUCUUGUUGUAUCCAGGAAUCCCAUGCAAACUGAAGGCUGCUCUCAUCUCCUCAAGUCUGUCCGGGACAAUCCAGCAUCUGCACUAAAUCUGCUUGAUUUCUCUCGCGAGUGUAUCUCCAUCCACGUGGGGCAGGCGGGUGUCCAGAUCGGCAAUGCCUGCUGGGAGCUGUACUGCCUUGAACAUGGAAUUCAGCCCGAUGGUCAGAUGCCAAGUGACAAAACCAUCGGUGGCGGGGAUGACUCGUUCAACACGUUCUUCAGCGAAACCGGGGCUGGCAAGCACGUGCCCAGAGCAGUGUUUGUGGACCUGGAACCCACUGUGGUUGAUGAAGUGCGCACGGGGACCUACAGGCAGCUCUUCCACCCAGAGCAGCUGAUCACCGGGAAGGAAGAUGCAGCCAAUAAUUAUGCCAGAGGCCAUUACACCAUUGGCAAGGAGAUCGUGGACCUGGUCCUGGACCGGAUCCGCAAACUGGCGGAUCUGUGCACGGGACUGCAGGGCUUCCUCAUCUUCCACAGCUUCGGGGGCGGCACCGGCUCUGGGUUUGCUUCCCUGCUCAUGGAGCGGCUGUCAGUGGACUAUGGCAAGAAGUCCAAGCUGGAAUUUGCCAUCUACCCAGCCCCGCAGGUGUCCACGGCCGUGGUAGAGCCCUACAACUCCAUCCUGACGACCCACACGACCCUCGAACACUCUGACUGUGCCUUCAUGGUGGACAACGAAGCCAUCUAUGACAUCUGUCGGCGCAACCUGGACAUCGAGCGUCCCACGUACACCAACCUCAAUCGUCUGAUCGGGCAGAUCGUGUCCUCCAUCACGGCCUCCCUGCGGUUCGACGGGGCCCUGAACGUGGACCUGACGGAAUUCCAGACCAACCUGGUGCCAUACCCCCGCAUCCACUUCCCCCUGGCCACCUAUGCCCCGGUCAUCUCGGCCGAGAAAGCCUACCACGAGCAGCUCUCGGUGGCUGAGAUCACCAAUGCCUGCUUUGAGCCGGCCAACCAGAUGGUGAAGUGUGACCCUCGCCACGGCAAGUACAUGGCCUGCUGCAUGUUGUACAGGGGGGACGUGGUCCCCAAAGACGUCAAUGCGGCCAUCGCCACCAUCAAGACCAAGCGCACCAUCCAGUUUGUGGAUUGGUGCCCCACUGGCUUUAAGGUGGGCAUCAACUACCAGCCCCCCACAGUGGUGCCCGGAGGAGACCUGGCCAAGGUGCAGCGGGCUGUGUGCAUGCUGAGCAACACCACUGCCAUCGCAGAGGCCUGGGCCCGCCUGGACCAUAAGUUCGAUCUCAUGUAUGCCAAGCGGGCCUUUGUGCACUGGUACGUAGGAGAAGGCAUGGAGGAAGGGGAAUUCUCAGAGGCCCGAGAGGACCUGGCAGCACUGGAGAAGGAUUAUGAAGAGGUGGGUGUGGAUUCUGUGGAAGCAGAAGCUGAAGAAGGGGAAGAAUACUGAUUGGGAGAGUGUGAGUGGCAACUCUCCCUUUCUCUCUCUCUCUCUCCCGGGCGCACACACUGUAACAUUUACAGGAUAUAUUUACCUAUUAAAAUUUGUAUA
Messenger RNA from Sciurus carolinensis (gray squirrel), 2705 nucleotides. Its product is annotated as tubulin alpha-3 chain-like. The record is from RefSeq and is a predicted model, not a curated record. Gene Ontology annotation, molecular function: structural constituent of cytoskeleton; GTP binding; protein binding. NCBI's taxonomy places the organism in Eukaryota, Metazoa, Chordata, Mammalia, Rodentia, Sciuridae. Gene Ontology annotation, cellular component: microtubule; cytoplasm. The transcript has 13 exons. Bases 153 to 2603 code for a protein of 816 amino acids. Gene Ontology annotation, biological process: mitotic cell cycle; microtubule cytoskeleton organization.